Messenger RNA from Aspergillus caelatus, 1533 nucleotides. RefSeq lists its product as uncharacterized. The record is from RefSeq and is a predicted model, not a curated record. The transcript is spliced from 3 exons. The coding region runs from base 1 to 1533 and encodes 510 amino acids. Lineage: Eukaryota; Fungi; Ascomycota; Eurotiomycetes; Eurotiales; Aspergillaceae.
AUGGAGCUGUUCAAGCUUUGCCCUACGCCCCCUCCGGAGCAUUCUGAAGAGGAUAACUCUGCCUCGGCCAUUGAUAUUCCAUUAGAUAUCCAUGGCUGUGGAUUGUUGGACGAGAAAGCGAAAGAGAUCACCGAUACUGAAAAGAAGAGAGUGGAAGAGCUGAUGCAGCAGUUCACUAAAGGCUUCGACCCUGGCCUCUUUCCCAGAGAGGUCGUAACCAGCCUUUCCCUGCUAUCUGACAAGCUUUUCCCCGGAUCGUAUGCUCACUUAUCAAUCAUUCUGCUCGAGAACUGUGGCAAGAUGCAGGGAAUCCAGGCAACUUUGGAGAAAUGGCUUCGUGAGCGUUACAAACGCUGGGCAAUUACACAUCCCGAUAAUACUAGUAUCACCGACGAGACGUUCUUCGGCGCCGAGCUCGAGAUGUUGAGAAAGCUGUUGGCGCCUUUGCGUGGAGAGGAUGCUACGCGUGUCUACUGGAUGAACUCCAGAUAUCCUCAUAUUGUGAAGGUGUGCCAGCAACUCGAGGCAUCGGUGAAAGUCAUUGAGGAAUUCAAGCAAGACAUUCUCCGAGCAAUCAAAUCAAAAGAUGAGCACAAAACUAUUUACAACCCUCUCCCUGUAUCCCAAGAACGAGCAGCAAUGAUGAGCAUGAGGGACAUUCGACUCCGCGCGUGCAGGGCUUCCCUGAGCUGGGAUGGCUUUUCAGAGUCCGAUAUCGAGCUUACCGUGUUUCAUCAGUACUACAAAAACCACCUAGCAAGAGCAGACCCAGCGAAAGCGCGCGCAUCUGGCUGGCUGCCACCAUCGUCGCCGAGAACCCCUCGCGCAUCUGCCGAGGAAGCGGAACCGGGGGACUUGGCUCAUUGGUCAUCUGAGGACUCCAGCAAUGUAUCUCUCAACCUGAUGCUCAAAACGGCGCUGUGGCUGAGUGUAGCAAGAGGAUUAGCUGCCGUACAUCUCUUCUGUGAUAUCGCCAGACAAUUCACCAUCCACAAACCUUCAGCGAGGGCCGAUGACAGUUACAUUUCUUAUUUGCAGCAUCUUACUCAGAUCAGGAUCUCGGUAGAUGGGGUUCGAUCACGUCGCUCUACACCUUUCCCCUACCGUGACGAGGCCUUAUCCCGCUGCAACCCAGACUACUUCGGUGAUGUGUGGCGAUCCAGCCAGAGCUUGACAGCUGAUCUUGUCGGGAGUGUGUCUUUCUACAAAGGGCCUGAUGAGAGCUUCAAUCUAUCAGAAGCCUCGCUCCCUCGCCGUUCUUUCCGCAAAGAGAUGCGCACACUCGAACAGACUGUUGCGAUCCAGGGAAGCCUAGCUGGGACAUCGUCUCUGGUGGAUGUUCGUCCAAGGGGAAGACAUAUCCUUGGAAAUGACCUGAAGGGCAGGAUUGAGGCUCCACAGCCAACACGCCUUCCAGCCACAGUCCCUGCCCUAACCCGGUCAAUAGAACGAACCACCUUGACAGAUGCUCAUGAACGUUGUGUCGUCAAGCCGGUUACAGCAAUACACAACAAGCAGCCCGAGAACACAUGA